AUGUCCCAUGACGGAGAGGAAGAGCCCGGUAUCGCCAAAAUGGUAAACUCAGUUGAUGAUAUUAUAAUUAAAUGCCAAUGUUGGGUUGAAAAGAAUAAUGAAGAACUUCUGGCUGAAAUUUUAUCAAUAAAUACAAGAAAAUCACCACCAAAAUUUUACGUCCACUAUGUUAACUUCAAUAAGCGGUUGGAUGAAUGGGUACCCACUGAUAGAAUAAACCUGGAUAAAGAAGUAGUAUAUCCAAAACUGAAGGCAGUUGAUGAUGAAGAUAACAAGAGACAAAAGAAAAAGAAAGCAAUGGCUGCUAGCGCUACACCACAGGAAUCUUUGCAAGAUGGGGCAGACGGUAUUUCGAGAGAAAAUACGGAUGUUAUGGAUUUAGAUAAUCUCAAUGUACAGGGAAUAAGGGAUGAAAAUAUAUCACACGAGGAUGAAAUCAAGAAACUGAGAACCUCUGGUUCUAUGACACAAAAUCCACAUGAGGUGGCACGAGUUAGAAAUUUGAAUCGAAUUAUAAUGGGAAAGUACGAAAUAGAACCAUGGUAUUUCUCUCCAUAUCCUAUUGAAUUAACUGAUGAAGAUUUCAUUUACAUUGAUGAUUUUACACUGCAAUAUUUUGGAUCUAGGAAACAGUACGAGCGUUACAGGAGGAAAUGUACGUUAAGACAUCCACCAGGAAAUGAAAUUUACCGUGACGAUUACGUGUCAUUUUUUGAAAUUGAUGGCAGAAAGCAAAGAACAUGGUGUCGUAACUUAUGUUUACUUUCUAAACUGUUCCUAGAUCAUAAGACAUUGUACUAUGAUGUUGACCCAUUUUUAUUUUAUUGCAUGACAAGACGAGAUGAAUUAGGUCAUCAUCUGGUGGGAUAUUUUUCCAAGGAGAAGGAAUCCGCGGAUGGCUACAAUGUCGCAUGUAUCUUGACAUUACCACAGUACCAAAGAAUGGGAUAUGGUAAGUUAUUAAUUGAAUUUUCCUAUGAAUUGUCGAAAAAGGAAAACAAAGUUGGUUCACCGGAAAAACCCUUGUCUGAUUUGGGUCUGCUAUCCUACAGAGCCUACUGGUCGGACACUUUGAUAGCACUAUUGGUGGAGCACAAGAAGGAAAUUACUAUCGACGAAAUAAGCUCAAUGACCUCGAUGACUACAACGGACAUAUUACAUACAGCAAAGACGUUGAAUAUUCUACGAUAUUAUAAGGGUCAGCAUAUUAUUUUCUUGAAUGAAGAUACUCUAGAUAGGUAUAAUCGACUGAAAGCCAAAAAGAGAAGAAGCAUAGACGCUACUAGGCUGACUUGGAAACCACCGGUGUUCACUGCUUCCCAAUUACGCUUUGCCUGGUAA
Saccharomyces kudriavzevii IFO 1802 is the source of this 1341-nucleotide messenger RNA. It is a transcript of the gene ESA1, whose product is annotated as NuA4 histone acetyltransferase complex catalytic subunit ESA1. The record is from RefSeq and is a predicted model, not a curated record. Gene Ontology annotation, molecular function: histone acetyltransferase activity. The coding region runs from base 1 to 1341 and encodes 446 amino acids. Gene Ontology annotation, biological process: regulation of DNA-templated transcription. The transcript has a single exon. Lineage: Eukaryota; Fungi; Ascomycota; Saccharomycetes; Saccharomycetales; Saccharomycetaceae.